Phytophthora nicotianae INRA-310 is the source of this 744-nucleotide messenger RNA. RefSeq lists its product as hypothetical. Bases 1 to 744 code for a protein of 247 amino acids. The record is from RefSeq and is a predicted model, not a curated record. NCBI's taxonomy places the organism in Eukaryota, Oomycota, Peronosporomycetes, Peronosporales, Peronosporaceae. The transcript has a single exon.
AUGGCGACAAGCCGCACGCGCGCAGCCACGCCCACGGAGGCCAUUAUUCAAUUUGUGCUCCACGCACUGCACCACUUGACGGGCUUGCCGCUGCUCAUGGUGAACCAGCCAGACCACAACUUGCCGUGCUUGACCCGAACAGACAUGAUUGAAACUCAGAUGCGAGCCGACCAGAAGAACGCAGAGCUACUGAACAGCCCCAACAGACUUAAGGCCAAUUUUCCCGAGUGGAGUGACAACGAAGCUCCAGAGGAGGAAAUGAGCACCUUGUCCUCGGAUGAAGAAGAGUUCGACAAACAGCACACCAAGAAGCAUGUUACAGACGUCGCAUCCGCUAGCACAGCACAGAACCAGCUCUUCGACGGGCUGCAGUUCUACCUGGCCGUGAGUCAGGUACGCGAGCGCACAGUCAAAUCCGUGCUGGCACAGGGCAUGGCCAAGACUUUGACGACGCUGCGGGACCGCAAGCAGAACGAGUCCAUUGCAGUAAUCGAGCAACGAUAUCCCGACUUCACUUGCUUACCGAUUCCUACAAAACACACAGCAGUACAGCAGCUUUCCAGAGCGGAGCAACCGCCUUUGGACUUGCUCGCAGCGCUACGGCUUCCGUCGGCAGCAGCCGUAGCACAGAGUCAAUCGCCUUUGAAGGGACCUGUAAGAGCCCACCUCGCUGUAGACGAAGAGGGACGCGUACGCCGUCCAUCGCUACCUUCACAUGACAACAACAACUCGCGGGUUGCCUAG